ACACAGCAGAGAGACAGAGCGAGAGGGAGCCCGCGAAGCGCUGACGUCCACGGGAGUUAAUCAAAGAACAAACAAAACCCCCCAACCCAACCCAACCCAACGCAGAUUGAUAUCACAAAACGGAGAGGCAACCGAGUCUCUCCUGAAUUCAGUCGACUUAAGCUUUGGAGAAUUCUUCGAUUUGCUGUAUUAUAACGCUGACUCGGUUUGGAUUGUAUCUGCCUCUAGUUUGCUGGACAGAGGCAAAGUCUAUCCAGGAUGGCUACAGUUUUCUCGUGUGUUGUAUUCCUGCUGUCCGUUGCCCAGACUUUUUGCACCGGCAUCUUCGAGCUUAAAGUGGACUCGUUCAGCAGCCGCCAGUCUGGGUUGUCUCGCAGUUGUCAGAGAGGCCAGCAGUGCGGCCGUUUCUUCCGGGUGUGUCUCAAGCAUUAUCAAGUCAACAUCUCGCCUGAGCCUCCAUGUACCUACGGAGCCGGCAACACACCGGUCUUGGGACCAGGAGGCGACAUGGUUCGCGAUAGCGAGCCCAUACGGAUCCCCUUCCAAUUCACAUGGCCGGGAACUUUCUCUCUGAUCAUCGAGGCCUGGAAUGCGGAAUCUAACGAGCCCAGCACCGAUAACCCCCAGAACCUGAUUAGCCGCUUGGCCACUGGUCGCCGCCUGGCGAUAGGUGAGGACUGGUCUCAGGACGUCCAGACUGUGGAACAGAGCGAACUACGCUACAGCUACCAUGUGGUUUGCGGCGAGUUUUACUACGGCGAGGGCUGUUCUGUCUACUGCCGACCCAGAGACGACAACUUUGGCCACUACACCUGCGACGAGACCGGCCAGCGAGUCUGCCUGCCCGGCUGGAAGGGUGAUUACUGCUCUGAACCUAUUUGCUUGCUGGGUUGCCACGAUAAAUAUGGAUACUGUGGAAGGCCGGGAGAAUGCAUAUGUCGCAUUGGUUGGCAGGGGCGGUUCUGCGAUCAGUGCAUCCGUUACCCCGGCUGCCUGCACGGUAUGUGCCAGGAACCCUGGCAGUGCAAUUGCCAGGAGGGCUGGGGCGGCCUCUUCUGCAACCAGGACCUCAACUACUGCACCAACCACAAGCCGUGCACGCACGGGGCCACCUGCUCCAACACCGGCCAGGGGAGUUACACCUGUACCUGCAAGCCCGGCUACAGCGGCACCAACUGCCAGAUCGAGACCAAUGAAUGCGACAGCAAUCCCUGCAAGAACGGAGGCAGCUGCACGGAUCUGGAAAACAAUUACACCUGCACCUGUCCUCAGGGGUUCUACGGCAAGAAUUGUGAGAUUAGCGCCAUGACUUGCGCAGACGCGCCUUGCUUCAACGGCGGCUCGUGCAGCGAGAAGCCGCACGGCGGAUACACUUGCCGAUGCCCGGCUGGUUUCACGGGCUCCAACUGCGAGAAGAAGAUUGGCCGUUGUACCAACAACCCCUGCGUAAACGGUGCGUGUUACGUUCUUGGCCGUAGCUUCAUCUGCCGCUGUCGGACGGGGUUUGUCGGGACGAGGUGCGAGGUGAAUGAGGACGACUGCGCCAAGGGCCCCUGUGCCAACGGUGGCACUUGCCUGGAUGGCAUCAAUUCCUACACGUGCAGUUGCACCCUGGGCUACGGGGGCAGGGACUGUAGCGUGCGCAAGGACCCGUGCGCCAGCGGGCCCUGCAGGAACAACGGCGUCUGUUACACCCACUACACCGGGCACGUCUGCAAAUGCCCCGCCGGCUUCAUGGGGCCCAACUGCGAGUUCCACGUCAGGCCCACCACCCCAACCGAGGCAGACACCCCCUUCCCCGUGGCCCUGGCUAUCUCUGUGGCUCUGGGCUUCGUCACUCUGACCCUGGUGGUGUUUGCAGCCGUGGUCUUCCUCAAGUACCUGCGCAGGACCCAAGGUGGCGGCAGGGCCUUGCGCAACGACCUGGAGACCAUCAACAACCUGUCGGACUACCAGAAGGAGAAGGAGGCCUUCAUCAUCUCCACUGGGCAGUUCAAGGUGUCCAACAAGGAUGCAGAGUUCAGCACCGACUGCCUGACCGACAAGUUUAACUGUAAACAGAAACUGGAUUACAAUCUCGCCGGGCAUCUGAAAGAGGAGCGGCCUUUGAAAAAGAAUCUUGAGAAUAAGAAACCUGAGAGCCAGCAAUCGUCCAAACCGGCGAGCUGUUGUCCGAAGGAGGGAUUGUACCACCCGAUGUACAUCGUGUCUGAAAGAGUGGAGCCGUGCAUAUUUGCAACUGAGGUAUGAAUUCAAUCUCCUCGCACUCCAAGCAGCCGAUGCAUCUCCUGUUUCUGAAUGUUUACAGAUUUAAUGGACUCUACGGGGCUGGUUUUUGUUUUUGUAUUCCUGUAUUUAAUAUUUAUUUAUGCUGCUCAAUCUUCUGGGAUGGAGAACCUCUUCUGUAGCUGAGGACCGUUGCCGAACCUGGGCUUUUUAGGAUAAUGAAGGUUGCCUCCUGACUCCUCUUUGGAAAGCUGGGGAAAAAAAACAUUUGCACUAUUUUCAAAAA
Leucoraja erinaceus (little skate) is the source of this 2512-nucleotide messenger RNA. RefSeq names its product deltaC (gene dlc). Gene Ontology annotation, cellular component: protein-containing complex; plasma membrane. Gene Ontology annotation, molecular function: calcium ion binding. The record is from RefSeq and is a predicted model, not a curated record. The coding region runs from base 259 to 2250 and encodes 663 amino acids. The transcript has 10 exons. Gene Ontology annotation, biological process: multicellular organism development; heterophilic cell-cell adhesion; Notch signaling pathway. NCBI's taxonomy places the organism in Eukaryota, Metazoa, Chordata, Chondrichthyes, Rajiformes, Rajidae.